Messenger RNA from Cylas formicarius (sweet potato weevil), 4040 nucleotides. RefSeq names its product period circadian protein (gene per). Gene Ontology annotation, biological process: entrainment of circadian clock by photoperiod; circadian regulation of gene expression; negative regulation of transcription by RNA polymerase II. Gene Ontology annotation, molecular function: transcription cis-regulatory region binding; transcription corepressor binding. The record is from RefSeq and is a predicted model, not a curated record. The coding region runs from base 122 to 3583 and encodes 1153 amino acids. NCBI's taxonomy places the organism in Eukaryota, Metazoa, Arthropoda, Insecta, Coleoptera, Brentidae. Gene Ontology annotation, cellular component: cytoplasm; nucleus. The transcript is spliced from 20 exons.
CUCUAACGCAUGCUUGUAUUUUAGCCUCAUAUUUGCAAUCAGUUUAGUGUUAGCAGCGACAACGAAUACAACCUUAACUUGAGUUUAAUCUAAUGAUCGUGAAAGUCUGUUAAAUAUAAUCAUGGAAUUUGAAUCCAGCACAACCACUACGAAAAACACAAUCAAUUCCGAUUCAGGAUAUCCCAACAGCUGUAGUAAUAGUAACUCGCAAAGAAGCGCUGGGUCUAAAUCCAGACACAGCGGGAGCAAUUCGAGUGGCAGUAGCGGAUAUGGCGGAGCACCAAAUGCAAACGGAAGUGAUAAUCUUCACCAGCACCCCUCUAAACGUAACAAAGAUGAGGAUCACAUCAAGAAAAAAUUGCGAGCCUCCGAAGUGUUGCCCGGCGACACGUUGUUGGAUUGUUUAGAUAGUUCUGCGCAACUUAACUUAGCCUUGCCAUCCGUCGUACCUGAAGCGUCAUCUUCUAUUCUAGAAAAUGUAACGAGUAACGAAGAACCGGUGUCGGCAUCACAAUCAGUACAAAUUUUGCCAGAAAAAUUUCGAGCCGAAGAAGAGACAACGGCUCAAUGGAACGAAGAGAUGCAGUUAACCGGCGACGAAUCGCACCAAAAUGCACCUCAAGAAGAGUAUUUUUCUGAUCCCGGUUCGAUUCAGGAGCCGAGGCAAGAGGAAGGAUUUAGUUGUAUCAUAUCUGUACAAGAUGGACUGGUGUUGUACGCUACAACAGGUUUAACCUCUGUCCUCGGGUUUCCCAAGGACACGUGGUUAGGAAAAUCUUUUAUCGAUUUCGUCCACCCUAAAGAUAGGGAAACGUUUUCGACUCACGUGGUGACCAGCAUGGCGUUGCCCUAUAUCGAUACCCAGGGAAAAGUUCAAGAGGUAAAAAACUACCUCUACGUGUGCCUGAGACGAUACAACGAUCCGACCUCGGCAGCUGCAUCCGAAAACUCAGUGUCUUAUCAAGCCUUUCAUCUGACCAUUACUAUUAGAUACGUUGCCGAUAUUCCCGAAUUGAAAUGCGAGAACAAUGGCGGUAUGUUUCUGGUCGUAGUCGCUAUGCCCAUAUACAGUUCUUACCAAGUUCCGGGAGAGAGAAAAAAAUCAUCCAAAUUCAGAAUGCGUCACACUGCUGCGUGUAAAUUCACCCACGUAGAUCCUGACGUAGUGACCAGUUUUGGAUUCCUUCCCCAAGACAUGUUGGGCAAGUCCAUCUUUGACUUUUGCCAUCCCGAAGAUAUGCCUUUUCUCAGAGGUGUUUACAAGUCUGUGAUAAAAACGUGCCAAAUCAACGGCUCAAUAUUUCGGAGCAAGCCUUACAGGUUUCUUGUACAAAACGGCUGUUUCGCUACCAUCGAGACUGAGUGGUCCACCAUUGUAAAUCCGUGGUCCCGGCGAUUGGAAAUUGUUUUAAGUCUAAAUAGGGUCGUCAAAGGCCCGUUAAAUCCCGAUGUGUUUGACGCGAUUGAGGUGAAUGAAUUGCGGCACAUCCCGGAACGAACGAUUAGAGAAGGGAAAUUGUUGCGGGAGGAAAUUCUGCAAAUGCUGAAAGACGAGGUCAUAAGACCUUUGGAAGGUAGCGUCUUCAUGAGGUGCAAAGCGGUCUCGAACGCCAUGGGGUCACUGAUGGACGAGGUGACUGCCAAUUCCCUACGUUUGGCCUCACCCAAAGAUCUGGACAGCAGUAUUUCGGAAAGAGAUUUCGUAAUGUUGGGCGAAAUAUCACCUCACCACGACUGGGAGUCCUCGUCGGAAACGCCCCCUAGCUAUAACCAGUUGAACUAUAACGAGAACAUAAAGAGAUUUUUCGAGAGCAAUCCGAAAACCGCUGCUUCGGACGAAAGUAACGGACAACCCAGCGACGCGAAAAAUGAAAGCGUCACCAAAACCAUGCAGCAGCCCAACGCAAAUCAAAAGUGCCUUUCGCCCGUAGCCAAAAACGCACACACCCGAUCAGGUAGCGGUGCGUUAUCAAGUUUCGAAAGUAACACCAAUUUGAAUACCGCACCAAGCACCACGAACACGUCAAACGAUUCUUAUAAACCUCACCUGACCGUAUCGGUUUUAGUUAAGCAUAACGAAGAUAUGGUAAAAAAAAUGAUAAAGCAGCGUAAAGUGCAAAAGUCUUACAACAAAGAUCGAGAGAAUAAAAAGAAUGCGGACAAAGCGGAGAGGAACUGCCCCUCCAAAGCGGGCGUGGCUACUACGCGCACGCGCGGCGUCAAGCGAAGUGGACCACUUUCGUGGGAGGGAUCUAGGGACAAAAUUUCAAAAAAUACGGGUCGAAACGGUACUAAUAAAAAAGUAACACAAAAGAUCCCCGGCAAAACUAACCAUUCCACAAAGAAACCCAAACGGGACAAAAAACAUCCCACCGUAUGUAAAUAUCAGGAUUCCCAUCAACCGUUUACAUUGAAUGUAACAUCGCUCAAGGAUUCCAGCGAGCCAGGACCAAAUGGAACAUUUAACGGUCACAUGGUACCGUUUUACUACAUUCCUGCAUUUUCGGCAGGUCCCUCUGCUCGUUCCGACCAUUCCGCAUCCAGAUGUCAAGUUCAGUAUGUUCCCGGAAUGUUCUACAACGCGUUCCAAUCUUCCUCACCGGUUAUUUAUUCGGCACUGCCAGUUUUUCCUGUUCCAUUUUCGACUUCUAUGUCCGACCAGCGUCAUAUGAACGCGAUGAAACAGAACGCCGAUGUUAGCCCCAACAAUGGCACCAAUGAAAACGUACCACAAUUCGGUGCUACCUCAAAACCGAUGACCGGUUACCAGUUUCAAAGACCUGGAUCAGAAGCGAUGUCGGUUAAGGCGGAACCUGGUAGUGGAAUGUGUUCCAUAGCUUCCAUUAGUCUGGCGAACAAGGCAUUUUCCGAAAGUUCACGAAAGGAAACGGCCAUACAGUCCGAGUUUUCGUUCGAAUCGCCCAUGGUAAACCGUCCGGAUGAAGGAGCCCGACCGAAGGAAUUAAAUUCUUGUUCGAAGAUAAACGAAAACAAAAAUCAAUCGCCCAAGCCCGGAUCAGUCACGUACCGGAGCAAAACCGUAGACGAAUCCAGUAGUUGCUAUUCGUCUUCUUUCUCGUCAUUUCUAAAGACCGAUACCGGUUCGGGAUCGAUAGACGGCUCCAGUCAAAUCACCGAAGACAAAUUGUCAAAGGGCGUAAAUGUGCCAAAGAAAAUGAAAGUACAUCAGGGUAACGCCGAGCCCGAAUGGAUGCAGACUGUUGGAAAAUCGGCGGACAUCAUUUACAGAUACCAAGUUGCCGUUAAAGAUUUAAGCGAAGUCUUAGAAUCCGACCUCACAAAGUUGAAACUCAUGGAACAGCCUGAAAUGGUGAGGAACCAACUCAACCAGCUCUAUGUAGAGAUGGAAUUACAGGGUCUUUCGAAAGCUUUGACUCUGGAAUGCAGUUCGUGUAGUAGCAACGAAGGAGCGCCAUCAACUCCAGCAAAGGGGAACAAAAGAAGAUCGUUUAACUUUUUGACCUGCGAAGAAGAUGUUUUUAUGUCCGAGAUCAGCAGUAAUGCUUCGCAUUUUGUAAACGAGUAUCAGAAAGCCUCCAGUGAUGACAACAGUUCAAACUAGUAUUUGUAUGUGCCCAUUCAAAGACAUUUAAUCGUUCAAAUAUUGUUUUUAAUCUUAAAGAAUUUACUAAUACUGUUUUAAAUGUUCUUUGAUGUGAUUUGUUUUGAUGGUUAUUCUAGGAGGUUUUGAUUUUGGAAAACUUUUACUAACUUUUCUAGAAAAUUUUAUAUUUUUAUUGUUGUUGUAUUAAUGUUAAGCAUCGAUUGAGAAAAUGUUAUUUAUAUUUAAUAAAAAAUCUUAGUAAUUAGUAUGUGGUUUCAAUUAAACACGAUAAUUUAUAAAAAUCUGAAUUACUAGAAGACUAAAAUAUGAUAUUUAUUACCACCAAAAAAAAAACAGUUGAACUGGUAUUUUUAUGUCUCAAUUCAGAAACAUGUUAUCGUUGUUCAGGUAUUAUAUUUAAUCUUGAUGAAUUUAUUAAUACUGUUUUAAAUGUUCUUUGAGCAAGUUUUAAUUU